Betta splendens (Siamese fighting fish) is the source of this 4323-nucleotide messenger RNA. It is a transcript of the gene atf7a, whose product is annotated as activating transcription factor 7a. Lineage: Eukaryota; Metazoa; Chordata; Actinopteri; Anabantiformes; Osphronemidae. Gene Ontology annotation, biological process: regulation of transcription by RNA polymerase II. The transcript is spliced from 12 exons. The record is from RefSeq and is a predicted model, not a curated record. Bases 168 to 1718 code for a protein of 516 amino acids. Gene Ontology annotation, molecular function: DNA-binding transcription factor activity, RNA polymerase II-specific; cAMP response element binding.
AAAGAUUAUAGAACGUGCUCCUGACAUAUGGAAACUCUGUCGCGAAGUCUCGCGAUAAGUCGACGUCGAGGGGCGUGUCAAAUUCCAAGCGAGCAAGAGGAGAGGAGAGGGGGAGUCAGAGAGAGGGGCGCAAGGGAUUUACCAGUUGACAAAUCAAGAAAGAAGCAAUGUUCUUCUCUUCUGCUCUCCCACAGUUACAUUGCAAGUUUUUUGCAAAAAUGGGGGACGACCGACCUUUUGUGUGCAAUGCUCCAGGCUGUGGCCAGAGGUUUACCAAUGAGGACCACUUGGCCGUACACAAACACAAGCACGAGAUGACACUGAAAUUUGGACCACCCAGGACCGACUCUGUCAUUAUUGCAGACCAGACACCUACUCCCACCCGCUUCCUAAAGAACUGUGACGAGGUUGGUCUGUUCAAUGAGCUGGCCAGCUCCUUCGAACAAGAUGAGGAUGAAAAGAGGGCCAAGAACUCUUUACUGGCUCUAUCCCUCACUCACUGUCCCGCUGCUUCUCAGCUCCCGGCUUCCAACUGUGUAGCUUUGGACAUGAGUCUACAGACGCCAUCAGACGUGAAGGUGAAAGAAGAGUCACCUGUGGAGGUCGACUCCUCAUCACCAGGAAGCCCUGAAUCUAUUUCUGAGUCCGACAGCAAUCGAGAGCCUCUGGUUAAAGGGAAGGACACGCCGCCCAGGAGUUCAGCGCCCACCCCGACCAUUGUGCGUCCAGGCUCCCUCCCACUACACUUGGGCUUUGAUGCUCUUCAGCCCACCAUGCCAUCACCCACCUCUGUGAUCACACAGGCACCACCCUCCAACCGCACACUGGGUUCACCAACAAGCCACUACCCUAUGAUGAUGCUUCCGUCUGGUCAGGCAGUGCCGGUGCUUCCUGGUCCUGCACACAUACCUUCUGUCAUUAAUCUGGCCCGGCCCAUGUGCAUGGUACCCAACAUUCCUGGGAUCCCUGGUCCUCCUCUGGGAGGCAGCAGCAGCGGCUCUAACUCCCCCUCUGGCUACAGCAUCCACUCAGAGGCCAAGAUGCGUUUGAAGGCUGCACUGUCUCAGCAGAGCCCAUCAGGACAGAGCAUGGGGAUCAUGGCCAUGGGCAGCAGUCCCAUGGUACCUCAGAAGGCAGAACAGAGCCAGUUACUUGUCCAGCACCCUGAUGCUCCAUCACCUGCCCAGCCUCAGGUAUCUCCAGCUCAGCCCACAGGUGGGCGGCGGCGGCGGACAGUGGACGAUGACCCAGAUGAGCGAAGACAGCGCUUCCUCGAAAGAAAUCGGGCCGCCGCGUCUCGCUGCAGACAGAAGCGCAAACUGUGGGUCAGUUCUCUAGAGAAGAAGGCUGAGGAGCUCAGCAACCUGAACGUCUCCCUGUCGAAUGAAGUGUCUUUGUUGCGGAACGAGGUGGCUCAUCUGAAGCAGCUGCUGCUAGCUCACAAGGACUGCCCUGUUACAACCCUACAGAAGAAGACUGCCUACCUAGCUGCAGAGGAGAGCAUGAAAGACACAUCAGAGCCCACAGGUUCCCCUGCCCCCGUGAUUCAGCACAGCUCGUUGGCGCCCAGCCCCUCUGCAGGGCACAACGGCCUGAGCUCAAGGGCAGCGGCUGAGGCCAUGGCCAUGUCUGUACUGGCAGGAAUGGGCCAGCAGCGGGCUGAGAGUGGACCCUCUCACAUUAUCAUGGCUACACAGUCUCGGUCUGCUGCCAGAUGAUGAGGGAUGUCACCACGGCCCAGACCUGGCUCAUCACCCAGGGGCUACAAAAGAGCAGGGGACCCCCAACCCAACCCCAACUCCUUCUGCUUCCAUUUGCCCUCAUGUGGAGCCAUCACGCUGUGGCCUGGAGCUCAGCAGCAGCCUUCUGGGAAUGGACUGAGACUUUUUAGAGAGCUUCCUGUGCAUUUUGCCAUAGACUACAGGGGCUGGACUCCACCCCCCACCCCCACCUCCUUUCUCUCUGUGCCUCCCUGUUCAUCUGUUCUACCCUCAGUCAAAUUGAGUCUUCACUGGACUGCAUCGCUCCAAGUGUACUGCCACAAUGAACUUCUGAUAUAGAGGCAUACAAUAUUUAUGCGGUGAGACGGUGUUGCAAAAACAUUCUUGAUCAAAUCAGAUACCAAACAAGACAUGGGGCUUUACACUGUUAUCAGCAGGGAAUUGUGCCUUGUGCUUCUCUACUUUUUAGCCAUGCACACACUCACAUGCGAACGCCGCUUCCCUAAACAGCCUCAGCUCCCAAGAUGCAGUAGUCGUCUAGACUUCAAUGAUGGCGAUCUCAAAUGCUCACCAAUACAUUUUCUAAAACGGUUCCAGACAUCAGGGGGAACCAGAACUAAAGACGUACCUAAUUUCCCCCUUUUAAAAUUUAGGCAUAAAAACAUGUUAGCAUGUGACUUGUUCUAAUAGAGUGUUAUCAUCUUUUUACAGUUUGUGCAGCUAUAUAUAUAUAUUUCUUUUCAUUUUAAUUGGCACAUCCUCCCAGAUUAGUCCACAGACUGAAUAUGCAUUGGUUUAUCUUGUACAGUAAAAUUAUUUCUUUAUUACAGGAAGGGAAUUUAACCUCUACCUUUUCCUUCAGAUUUCUACAGGCAGGAAGAGAAUAAGGCGGUUUACUGUUUGUUUGUUUGUCUGUGUGUCUGUCUGUUGAUGCCUUUUCACCGUUGUCUGAAACAACUCAAGUGACUGUGUUUCUCCUUUUAGGCCAGGGCUUACUGUAACUGUUAUUUUCACACUUCUCAGGAUGGUUAUGCAUCCUUGCUGCUCAUUGGAAGUGUGAGGAACUUCUUAGUCUCUCUACUACUUUACCAAACAUAAAUGAAGCCAUAAUGCCAACAGAUUAGACAACCGGAUCUCCAAAGAGCACCUGGUACUACGUCAGGAGCAGGCACAAAAUAGCCACACUGUUAUUUUAUUUUUAUUCACUUCACAGUGACACAAUCCGAUUUUUAUCACUGCUUGUUACUUGCACUUAAACACAGUCUCACACACACAGUGCUUGAUAGUUUUGCCUUAUGAUCACACUGGUGCCUCCCACUUAAAUACUAGUAGGUUUGCUUAUAUUGAAUACAGUUACACCUUCGAAAAAUAUCUGUCCCAAUUUGUCCAUUUCACUAAUUUUCGACAAACCAACGAGUUACAAAAGUAACACAUGGAAUGCUCCUGGAAAUGAAGUGUCUGACCACUGGUCUAUUUGCGGUAACAUUAAAGGAUAUAACACUUGUCUGUCAUCUGGUGGAGAGACGCAGCUAAGACAGCUUCUCUGGUAAAAGGUUUUGAAGGACAAAUAGUUCACGUAUCCUGUUGGUGUUUCUGAUCAAGAUAUCAUUAUAAUAUCCCAUAAACAUCUAAACACACCUGGAAUGCUUUAUUGAUUUUUUUUUGUAGAUUCUUAUUUGAUUUGAUCAUAUAUUCACGUGAUGUGAUAUAAGAUGUUGGUCCAUUAACAUAAGGGCAUGUCUUUAUGCACUAAAAUAAUGCAAGUGUAUUGUUGCUUUGCAUUUCUUUUACUCUGUUCAAGUUGUUGUGGUUCUCUCUGUGUUUUUCUUUGGAUCCUUUUCUAAAAAUGAUAUUUUCUCCUAUAUUUACUGUAUACAUGGAUAGACAUUUGCUCAGCAACUUUAAUACCUUUCACCCAUGACUGAACCUGUUGUCCCUGGUAUUCUGUUGUACUUUGGAGCUGGCACUAUAUUUGGCUGGCAGUCCCCUUAUAGACGAUUGUUCGUAUGAAAUGAAAAUUCAAGCGAUAUUUAGCGUUCAUCUUUUCAUGUAAUUCAUGUCAUUGGCACCUUUUCUGUAUCUUGUUUUCUUAUGGGCUAUUUUCAGCACUACAGAUGAUGUAUUGUGCUGGAAAUGCAAAAGUGUAUUACUUACGAUUGUACCAAUGAAUAUAGAAAUUAAUUUCUUGAAUACAUGAAUUUGUUUCUUUUAUAGAAAAUGUCAGUCCUUUUUCAAAAAGAGGUUUUUAUUCCCUUUAUUAUAUUUUUUAAGAUGAAUUUGGUGUUCUUUGACGUCCCUGUCUAACUUAUUUUUUUAAUUGGUCAAAUAACAAUUAUCUUUACAGUCUUUGGCGUAUUGAUAUUACCUAGAAUUUAUAGAUAGUUAUGAAUAGAGAAAGAAAAUGAAACCUGCAACAUUAUGACACUUAGUGUACUAAUGUUUUUCCACACUCCCAUUGUUGGACUGAUAAUUUCAAAUUGUACUUGUACUGUACAUAUCUGUACUAUAUGAAUAUAUUUACUUUUCCAUGCAUGUCCAAGUGAAGUACUAUGAACACUUACAGUGCUGCAGAUUUAAUUAAAGAAACUACAUCUAAUAAGGA